This is a messenger RNA of Pungitius pungitius (ninespine stickleback), 2072 nucleotides long. It is a transcript of the gene sytl1, whose product is annotated as synaptotagmin-like 1. Gene Ontology annotation, cellular component: exocytic vesicle; plasma membrane. The record is from RefSeq and is a predicted model, not a curated record. The transcript is spliced from 15 exons. Gene Ontology annotation, molecular function: small GTPase binding; neurexin family protein binding. NCBI's taxonomy places the organism in Eukaryota, Metazoa, Chordata, Actinopteri, Perciformes, Gasterosteidae. Bases 196 to 1800 code for a protein of 534 amino acids. Gene Ontology annotation, biological process: exocytosis; intracellular protein transport.
AAGACACGGUAUCAAUGUAAAACACACAGUGAGACACACUGUUUGUUGGUAUUUUCCGUUGGUUCCGCCUCCCCGCGGCCGGAGGGGCGGGCUCCGGGCGGACUGCACACAGACCGCGGUGCUCACCGACCUCGGGACGACUCCUCUCUCAACUUUUCACAUAUGGAAGUGUGCGAGGCUCUCGAGUGAGGGACGAUGGAGGAGAAACGUGCUGACUCUUCUCUUGACUUGAGCCACCUGACGGAGGAGGAGCAGUCCACCAUCCUGCAGGUCUUAGAGCGUGACUUGGAUUUGCGUCAUCUCGAUGAAGGACGUGUAAGGGUCCUCGAGGAGACCGAGAGAGAUCCAGGCCGUUUGCGCAUCCUGUCAGGAGCAUGGUUCAGCGAGGAGUACCGCAAACGCCAUCGCGACCGGACGCCGGGCUGCACGCUCGUCCGCGCCUCCAUACGCCACAGGAAGACCAAGAACAGAGUAACAGAUGUCGCACUGCCUGGUCUAUUCAUUGGGGAGAGCGUGGAAUCCUCUCACAACAGUUACGAUUCUCCUGAGGUAGAGAGAAGACUGAAGGACGGCAAAGAAGAGGAGGGUGCAGGGAGUCAAGAAAAUGUUAAACCUGUACCCACACCCAGAACUCACAGUUCUGGUGCACAGGACCUCCAGCGUAAAAAUGGUCUCUCAUCUCUCAAAGAGUGUGAACGGAGAAGUAACUCAGAGGAACCUGAGGAAGACUUUGGCAGUCACAAUGGGGACACAGAGUCUCUGAGCAGCUGCCAGACAGAGCGGGAACCAGCCUCUCUGAAGUCCAGCAGCUCCACCGGCAGCCUUCAUUCGGCCUACACGCUCAGUGGAAGCAUGAUGAGUCUAUUCAGCUCAGGCGAUUUUGGAAUGGUGGAGGUUAGGGGCCGUAUCCAAUUCUCAUUGGUUUACGACACCCAGAAGGAGGAGCUGCAAGUGAAAGUGUAUCGCUGCGAGGAAAUCGCUUCAGCGCGCAAGGAUCGCUCUAACCCAUACGUGAAAACCUAUCUCUUACCAGACAAGUCAAGUCACAGCAAGAAGAAAACGUCAGUGAAGAAGAAGACCCUAAACCCAGUCUACGAUCAGACGCUGCGAUAUAAAGUGCGGAUUGGAGAGCUGCGGAGCCGAACCUUGAACCUGUCGGUGUGGCACGCCGAUCCCCUGGGCAGAAACGUGUUCCUGGGCGAGGUGGAGGUGUCUCUGGGCCUCUGGGACUGGACGUGCUCCCAGCCCCUGUGGCAGGACCUGCAGCCACGGAUUAAUUUGAAUCCAGACUCCAUUAGCAGCCGUGGGCUCAUCUUGCUUUCUAUUAAGUUUGUCCCAGACGGAUUUGAGGGCGAUGGACUGCCGUUGACUGGGGAGCUUCACAUCUGGCUUCGGGAGGCUCAAGGCCUUCUGGCCAACAAAGGGGGGGCAAUAGACUCCUUUGUCAGAAGCUACAUACUGCCAGACGCCAGUCGGCAGAGUGGUCAGAAGACGCGGCUGGUGAAGCGUUCCAUCAGCCCUACCUUCAACCACACCAUGGUCUAUGAUGGCUUCCACUCCAGCGACCUGAGGGAGGCGUGCGCCGAGCUGACCGUCUGGCACCGUGAGGGGUUAAAGCCGCACGUCCUGGGAGGGAUUCGCCUGAGCUGUGGAACUGGUCAGAGUUAUGGGGAGGCUGUAAGCUGGAUGGACUCUACAGAAGAGGAAGUUGCUGUGUGGACCUCCAUGAUCGAAAACCCAAACAACUGGGUGGACGCGACACUAUCAAUCAGAACUAACCUUGCACAGCGUUUUGAGUGACGCAGACAUACCAUGCACAUAAAAACACUAAUAAUCGUUGGACUGGAAGCACACCCUCAGAACGUGAGCACAUUUAACUUCUGUCACAACUUCUGUCUUUUACAGACACAAUGCAAACAGACACACAAACAGGAGGAGGUAGAGGUGCAGUAUUGUGAAUUAAUGCCAUUGAUCAGACAUUUUUAUGUUUUAUUUUUAUGUUUUUGGUUCAGUGUAUUUUAUCUGACGAGGAUGUGAUCCAUUGUAUUUUAUGAAUUAAAUAUUAAACUUGC